UCGCCUCGGGCCACGCGUUCCCUCAGGUCGGAGAUUCCUCUCAGCUCAAGGCUCCCUUCAGCUGCGGGAUCCCCUCAGGAGGCCUGGAUUUUGGAUUACAGACUUUGGAAGAAAAAGGAUCCCAGAUCGGAGCGUUAAUUCUGCGCUGGAUACGUGCCGAAACUUUCCAGUUCUCCACAAGAUACCAACAAUAUGCCCGUUAUAAAGUACCCCAGGAUUAGAGACCCUCUCUUUUAUGAAUGGGACAGGAAAGCCCAGAAAUGUGGAUUAAGACACACAAUCUAUGCUGUAAAUGGGGAUCAGUAUACUGGAGAAUGGUUGGACAACUUGAAACAUGGUAAAGGCACCCAGCUAUGGAAAAACACAGGAGCUAUUUACAGCGGUGACUGGAAGUUUGGGAAGCGGGAUGGUUAUGGCUCAUACAGCAUUCCUGACCCAGUAACCAAGGAAUACAAGAGGGUGUACACAGGCUGGUGGGAAAAUGACCGAAGAGGUGGCCGGGGGGUGUUCUUUUACCCCAACGGGGAGUGCUACGAGGGCGAGUGGAGCAACGGUUUGCGGAGUGGCUGGGGAAAGAUGCAGUACAAGGACGGUUCCGUCUACGAGGGACAGUGGCUGGUGGAUCAGCCCAAUGGGCAGGGCGUGCUGCGGCUCCCAAAUGGAAAUCGGUACGAAGGAGGUUGGAAAGAUGGCAAGAAGCAUGGCCCAGGGAAAUACUUUUACCUGGAUAAGGGACAGCAGUUAGAAGGCAUCUGGGUAGCAGAUAUACCGAAGUGUGGAGUUCUGGUUGACUUUGGCAGAGACAACGCUCCAGCCCCUACUCAGUAUCCACUCCCAGAGAUUGAACUACAUGAUCCAGCUGGUGUUUUAGCAGAGGCCCAGGCAAUGUUUGAUGACAGCCAUAAUUAAUAACCAGAUGCUGAA
Molecule: messenger RNA, 924 nt
Organism: Corvus hawaiiensis (hawaiian crow)
Lineage: Eukaryota; Metazoa; Chordata; Aves; Passeriformes; Corvidae
Gene: MORN3
Product: MORN repeat containing 3
Exons: 7
Coding region: 193-909 (238 amino acids)
Source: RefSeq, a predicted model, not a curated record